Molecule: messenger RNA, 4203 nt
Organism: Chrysoperla carnea
Lineage: Eukaryota; Metazoa; Arthropoda; Insecta; Neuroptera; Chrysopidae
Product: VWFA and cache domain-containing protein 1
Exons: 13
Coding region: 1-3924 (1307 amino acids)
Cellular component (GO): voltage-gated calcium channel complex
Molecular function (GO): voltage-gated calcium channel activity
Source: RefSeq, a predicted model, not a curated record
AUGUUUUACAUAAAAAUAAUCAUAGUAUUAGAAUUAAGUGUGAUUUUAACAUCAACAUCGUCGACAUUGUCGAAUCAAACAACAAAUUUUCAUUCGACCAGUAAAGUUCAAGUGCCUUUUGAUACAACAAUAAAUGGUUAUUAUUUAAAAGAUUUAGCUGCCUCGAUCGGUACAUUCUUACAGAAUAUCAGUAAUCGUGAACUAGGUGUACCAGUUAUGCAAGAAAUGUAUGAUAGUUUAGAAUUUGUACCUGUUACACUCAAUACUCAACAGCAGAUCAAUCAAUAUGCGGAUCAAAUAAUUAAUAAGACAAUGAAAAUUAUUGAUUUGUUAUAUCAAUACGUUCAAUAUACGGAUUUGGAACAAUCGAUUUUGUAUCCGUGCUCACAUGUGCCUUCUACGUAUCACAUUUGGACAGACACGUACAAUCAUUUUACGGUUAAUAAUCAUUCACUUCAUCGUUUACAAUAUUCAUCGAAUUCGAAUCAUAUUCAAUUUAAUUUAUCACAAGUUUUUUCAGAAUCCAUCCGUAAUGCAUCUCAAAAUGGGAAUUCAGGAAUUAAACAAAUAUAUUUUUUAUCCUCACAAGAUACAGUGUCAGCCAGUACAGUGAACGAUAGUUAUUGUACUACAUACGAUAGUACAAAUAUUUGGAAUGAGUACACAUCACGAAUUGUUUCUAAGAAAACAAAAAAUAUUUUAAUACUUCUUGAACAUGGAAAUGGGCUAAGUGCACAUCAAUUAUAUUUGGCCAAAUCAAUGGCAAAAAGUUUUAUUUCGAUGCUAAAAUCGAAUGAUACAAUCAGUGUAAUUGCAUUAGCCGACACAAUUACAAUUCCAUUUUCGCAGAUCGAUACCGGUUUCUGUGCGAACGAUACAAACAAAACAUUUGUAAAUGCAACGGAAUUUAAUAAAGAAAGAUUAUAUAAUUUUAUUGAUUCGUUGGCGAAAAGUAAAAAUGUAACAAAUCAUACGUUAGGUUUUGACGAAGCAUUUAAUGCAAUUGAUUUAUUUUCGAAAAUCGAUUCGAACAUACAUAAUAUUUUCUUAUUGUAUAUUAGUCGAGGUCUUUUAUCAUCGAUAACUGAUGCGAAAAUUGUUUUUGAGACAAUCUACAAUCAUGGUUUACGAUUAUCAGUUCCUGUUUUUAUCAAUACAUGCCUUCUGAGAGAUGAUUCAAAACCGUUAAUGUACGAAGAACAAUUUUUAACAGAUAUAGCAAAUAUAAAUUUUACAAAAUAUAUCGCAUUAGACGUACCAGAAACGAAUUAUUUAUUAAAAGCUGGACUUGUACAAUCGAUUAAUUCGAUAUAUAAUUUAGGAUUAACGUCGGCACGAUAUCAUCGAAUUUUACAUGAAGAUACCGAUCAAUAUUUUACGGAUUUACGAAUUUCUUCACCGAAAUGUGAUUCUAUUGGUAAAGAACCUACGGUAACAAUAAGCCUUGGAAUUGGAACAAAUUUUACCAAUUAUGGUAUUUUUGGAAUUGAUAUAUAUUUAAAUAAUUUAUUAGAAGAUAUUUUGUAUACGGGAUCUCAUUCGAAAAAUCCAUAUCUAUUUUUAAUCAAUUCAAAUGGGGCAACAAUUAUGCAUCGAUCCUUAAAUCAACCGCACACAUGUUUGGAUCAAAAUCAAAAUGUGGACAUUCAUUUGUUAGAGAAACAAUUUAAUUUGACACUGGUUAAACAAUAUAUGGAGGAUGGCGGAGUACCAGUUACUUUCACCGAAAAUGGGAUUGUUGAUCAACAUUUUGAAAUUCCUCUUUAUAAAAAUGUAUUUACAUGCAAAGGAAUAUUAAAAUGGUACAUAAUUUGUAUGGUGCUUACGAAUAAGGAUAUCAAUCGACGUCAUUUUUAUUCGAAAAAAUUAGCUCGCGUUAGUUUACCACAAAAUGCGGAUGUGAUACACCAUCGACUGGAUUUAUUACCGCCGCAUACAGUUUGUCGUCACUUGAAACAAAUCACAUCUAUUGCAUCUGGUGUUUUAUAUUUGAGUGCGUCAUGUUUUUCAUCACCAUAUUCUCAGCUCCGUUCCAAAUGGGAUCUAGAUGCAACACCGCGCACAAUUGAACAUUAUAUGGCGUAUUUAAAAGAUCAUACAAAUUUAAUUGCGAAUCCUGGCUUUAAACCGGAUAUACGUAAUGAAGUAUUGUCUUUGUUACAUAUGAUGCACUAUUUAAAAAUGCGUCAUCUUACUGGAUCGUUACGUCAGUAUGCGGUCCGACGUUAUGUUGCAUCGUCUGGUGGUGUUUUACAGAUAUAUCCUGGAACAAAUGUUCAACCUGGACUAGAUCCAACAAAACGUGUAUGGUAUCAACGUGCGUUGGAACAUCCAGGACGUGUUAUACUAACGCCUCCCUACUUAGAUGCAGGAGGUGCUGGUUACAUCGUCACAUUAUCGCAUACCGUUUACGAGGGUAAACGGAAUUUAAUGCAUACAACAAAAGAUGCUGUUUUCGCAGUAAUGGGCAUUGAUCUGACUCUUGGCUACUUUUAUAAAUUAAUUAUUGAGAAAAUUCCAUUUUGCAAGCAAACAAAUGUGAAAUGUUUUCUAAUGGACGACAAAGGUUAUUUAAUAUCGCAUCCAAGUCUGGUGGACCCAAACGGUCGUGGACCCGUCGAACAAAUUCAUAUUGUGAAUAAAGAAUCGAUUGUGGCAAACGAUAUACUCAAUCAAAAAUAUUUCGUCAAGAAGAUUUUAUGUAAUAAUUUUUUGGAUGGAACAAUGCAAAGAUAUUAUCAAUUUAAUACCAGUUUUGUUGGUGUGAUUCGAAAUAUGAUUCAUGGCGAACAUUGCUCCAAAUAUCAAAUUACUUCAAUCGCUGGUACCAAUUUAUUUAUUGGUAUCGUAAAUUCGUCCUGCGAAAAUAGUGCCACAUUUUGCCCUUGCAGUAUGGUUGAUCGAUUAUGUUUAAAUUGUAAUCGAAUGGAACAAAACGAAUGUGAAUGUCCAUGCGAAUGUCCUUUAAACCUUCUAAAACAACAAACAUGCCCAAAUACAAACAUCACUUCAUCAUUCCACAAAAAUCCGAUUUGUCCAAUGAUUAUCAACGAACAUUUCACAGUUGGAAACAGUUUAUUCUACACAAAAAUAUCAAAUUUAAAACCAUGUUCUAAUUUUCAUUGUGAGCUAUAUACGACCCAAGAUAGUUGUAUGGGAAUCAUUGGAUGUGAAUGGUGUCAAAUUAAUAUUGAUGGGGAAACUCCACUGGAAAUACCCUUUUGUACGUCCUUAAAUUCAUGUUUUAAUGGUAUUUUGGGAUCUGUUACACCGUAUGGAGAUAGUACAAAUGGUCCAAUAACGUCUGGUGAUUUAUUGGCAUCAACGUACUCCGCCAUAGGCCCGAUUGUGGGUUGUUUAGUAGUCCUAUGUCUAAUACUAUCCUUAAUCAUAUACUUCUAUCGACAACACUACAUCUCAAUUGGAGGGGAUGAAUUGUACUUAGAAGGUGCUCCCGGUAUGGAUCAAGGACAAAUAUCAGGAUUACGUGUUAAUCAUCUCGAAAUGGAUGACAUGAACGAAGAACGUGAUGGUUAUCGGGACCGUUUAAUGGUCUACAAUCUAGAAACCGUGUCACCAUAUCGAUUAUCGACUGGAUAUCGUAGACCACACACGACCGGUGAUUCGGAUCAUGGAUAUUCAACAAUGACACCACACGAUGAAUCGGAACACUUGUCUGUCGCACUCGUGGAACCAUUGUUAACCCUAAACGAUGAGAAUCAUUCGGAUGUUGGUUCAAAUAGUACGUCCAUUUCAACAGAUAAUUGUUUGAGCUCCUCAGUUGGAUCACCUCAACAUAAAUUUGUAAAUAGUGGUAAUGGGGAUACAACAGUGGUGCCAACUACCGUACCCGGUACAACGAAUAUUCAUCGCCAUUGUUUGUUAGUUCCAGUGACUGUUCAUCGUGAUAUGGAAACUACUUAAUUUUGUUUUUAAUUUUUAUUAAAAUACGCUUUUUAGGUCUCAAAUUUUAUGAUUUUGUACAGGGUGUUUGAAAAAAAAAAACAGUGCUAAAAAUGGUAAAAUUCAUGAAAAAUGUGACGACUUUGAAGAUAUUAUUUUACGAAUUUGAAUAAUCGGGUAAUUGCUUAGUUCGUAUCUAUGCAUGGUUGGGUACUUGUUGGAAAUCCAAAAUGUUUUUAACCCUCGACGCAAAAAGAGAGGUGUUUGGCCGCUAUGUGUGUGUCUAUUCGUGGCACCGUA